Molecule: messenger RNA, 1713 nt
Organism: Desarmillaria tabescens
Lineage: Eukaryota; Fungi; Basidiomycota; Agaricomycetes; Agaricales; Physalacriaceae
Exons: 4
Coding region: 1-1713 (570 amino acids)
Source: RefSeq, a predicted model, not a curated record
AUGUCGGCCGGUUCAGCUACCUCUUCCCGCUCUAAACUCACGCCGCCAGAUCUUAUUCAGAGAUCUAUGAUAACAACUGAUGCCGAUGUGUAUAUCACUUUUAGGAAAACACUUGACUUGCGGGGGGAAGCGAACUUGCACACUCAAAAAACUUCUCAUUUGCAUCAGCUAGUCGAAUUUGACGGAGGUGCAAUACCGUCAUCUGUCCCAUCGUUAGAACUGGGAUCCGGCAGCCUCCUGUCCCAGGAAGAAAUCCGCAGGUUGAUUCAGGAAAAUAUAGACGCACUCGAAGAAGAAGCUAUCAAUAUCGGGCAGGAUAUAGACUUCUUUCAAUCACUGAUCUCUCGUUUUCGUAGACGAGUGGAUCAAAAUCGUGACAUCAUCUCGUUUCAAAAGUGUCUCCUCGUCCCUUUACCGCCUCCCUCUGUCAAGGAGAUUACCUUCCUAGCCGACACAGCGCCACCUCGGGUACCAUAUGCAUCAGCUCCCAUCUCUAUUUUACCCGUGGAGAUCAUUGCCAGGAUACUCCAAAUUGCCACCGAAGUCGCGUCUAGAAAAUCUUCCUACGACAUCUUCAAUGUAAAGAAAUCCGCACCAUGGACGUUUUCUCUGGUUUGUCGCGCCUGGCGGACCAUAGUAUCGUCGACUCCGGCCCUCUGGUGCCGCAUAGAUAUCCUGGGAGAUGAAUACUCGGACCAUUUCCCAAAAGCAAAGCGACGUCUACUCCGGAAGUAUCUGCAACGAUCCUCACAGCAUCCGUUGGAUAUCACGAUGGACAUUUCCGUGAUGGAUAACUUCGAAAGACCACUGAAGUCAUUGACACACCACACGCACCACUGGGGUAUCCUCGAUUUAACAAUUACACCACAUCGCUUCCGUAGUAUGGCAUCUUCUAUCGGAGUGGCAAGCUUCCCAGUGUUGAAACGGCUGUUUCUAUAUGUACAAGACGCACGUCUAGUUAAUAUGUGGGCUGCCCCGUUGCCUGAAUUACGGGACGGUCGCUUGGAUGAUCUCACCCCACCUAUUGAACUGUUCCGCGACGCAUAUCAGUUGGAGGAAGUUAUACUUCAAGGGGCUGGAUUGUCCGAAGUUUUGCUGCCAUUGCGACAGCUGAGGGUUUUCAAUGGUGAUAUUGACCGCCCUUCAGAGGUUUCAUGCCUUUUCCGUGGCGCUCACGAUCUAUAUCAGGCUACGCUGAGAGUCAGGUUCGAAAACUGGGACGAGCAGUUGGAACCAGCGUUACACAAGAAACUUCAUUGGCUCUUAUUGCAUACAAAUACGGAAUGUUUGAAACAUUUACGUCUUCCAGCCUUGGAGCAUUUGCAGGUGGAGAAAAACCAUUACACACCUUGGCGAGACACUCAUGUACUGGACACCGACGAGUUCCUAUUAAAUUCGCAGUGCCAGCUUCGAACACUUUUCCUCGAGGUGCCCGCUCUUCCUUUCGACCAUCUCGUAUCGAUACUGGAAAGAUGUUCUCCCACCCUGACGGCAUUGUCUUUGUCGUUCUCAUGCCUUGUACCGCAUGUGAAGCACCUGUCUAUCCGUGAUGAUUUCUACGUGCAGGGAAUUCACCCGCAUUAUGCAACGGCGCCAGGCACCCACAACGACGAGCUCGUCGAUGUAGUUGCCUCACGGAGAAAUUCCGAGGCGAAUCCAAAUGAGGUCGCGCUUCUCAAAUCUCUGACAUUGUGUUUGAAGGAUUGGCGGUGA